This is a messenger RNA of Hansenula ciferrii, 1293 nucleotides long. RefSeq lists its product as uncharacterized. Gene Ontology annotation, molecular function: A2-type glycerophospholipase activity. The transcript has a single exon. The record is from RefSeq and is a predicted model, not a curated record. NCBI's taxonomy places the organism in Eukaryota, Fungi, Ascomycota, Saccharomycetes, Phaffomycetales, Wickerhamomycetaceae. Gene Ontology annotation, cellular component: mitochondrial inner membrane. Gene Ontology annotation, biological process: cardiolipin acyl-chain remodeling. The coding region runs from base 1 to 1293 and encodes 430 amino acids.
AUGUCAAAUUAUACAAAAAUUUCAAGUUUAAUAAAAGAUCUUAAUAUAAUUUCCAAAUUACAAAACAUAACUAAAAAUGGUCGUGUAAAGACCUUAGGUUCAUCCACAACAACAUCACCAAAAAUAUUAUCCCCAUCUAAAACUCCAACAUCAACAACAUCAGUUCAUCAAUCUAAACAACAAAAUGUUAAAGGUUAUAGAAGAUCUACUGCACCAACUGCAUUACCAAUAUCUAAGAUUAUAACAACAAAAUUAUUCCCAUUAUCUACUAUUGAAUCAUUUCAAGAUUAUUUGAAGAGAGCAGAUUUGGAUAUUGCACAAGAAAAUUUAUUAAAUUUAUUAAAAUGUUACAAGGAUCCACAAAUGAUUACUAAAACUUUAAAAAUUAAAAUUGAUGAUGAAGGUAAUUAUAUUAAUGAAUUUAUGAUUCAUUCCAAAAAUGUUGAUUAUUCCAAUUGUAAUCAUUUUGUUAUAAUUCAUGGUUAUGGUGCAGGUUUAGGCUUCUAUUUGAAAAAUUUAGAUGAAAUAUCAUCAAAAGAUUCAAAUUGGUGUAUUCAUGCAUUAGAUUUACCAGGUUAUGGAUGUUCAUCAAGACCAAAAUAUAAUGAAUCUAAAUCAUUAGAAGAAUAUUUUGUUGAUACUUUAGAAAAAUGGAGAAUUAAUAGAGGUAUUAAUAAAAUGUUGAUGUGUUGUCAUAGUCUUGGUGCUUAUAUGACUUUAUUAUAUACAAUGAAAUAUAAACAUCAUGUUCAAAAAUUAUUAUUAAUUUCACCAGCUGGUAUUUAUAGACCUAAAGAUUUAAAUUUAGAUAUCCCACCAUGGUUUCAUUAUCUUUGGGAACAAAAUAUAUCACCAUUUGCACUUGUUAGAAACACGGGACCAUUUGGUUCAAUGAUUACAUCAGGUUGGACAUCAAGAAGAUUUGCCAAAUUAACUGAAAUUGAACAAUUUUAUUUACAUAAAUAUACUUAUUCAAUUUUUAAUGCACAAGGUUCAGGUGAAUAUUAUAUGUCACAAGUUUUAGGUGCAGGUGGUGUACCAAAAUUACCUUUAUUAGAAAAGAUUGAAAAAAUUAGUUGUGAUACAACAUGGUGUUAUGGUGAUGAAGAUUGGAUGCCAAAAGAAGGUGGAUUAAAAUGUAUUGAUAAAAUUAUAAAAAAUACAAAUUAUUCAAGUGAUUUCAAAACUUUUAAAAAUUCAGGUCAUCAUAUUUAUUUAGAUAAUUAUAAAGAUUUUAAUCAAUUUAUCCUAGAUGAAAUGAAGAAUUAUGAAAAGAAGUAUAUAUAUAUGUGA